This is a messenger RNA of Cryptosporidium muris RN66, 4896 nucleotides long. RefSeq names its product myosin head family protein. NCBI's taxonomy places the organism in Eukaryota, Apicomplexa, Conoidasida, Eucoccidiorida, Cryptosporidiidae. Gene Ontology annotation, biological process: vesicle transport along actin filament; actin filament organization. Gene Ontology annotation, molecular function: ATP binding; microfilament motor activity; actin filament binding. Gene Ontology annotation, cellular component: cytoplasm; actin cytoskeleton; vesicle. The record is from RefSeq and is a predicted model, not a curated record. The transcript has a single exon. The coding region runs from base 1 to 4896 and encodes 1631 amino acids.
AUGAAUGUAAUAACAUCAGACAUUCCACCUAAUGGUGGAUCAAAACCAAAAGAUUUGGGAUUAAAACGUAAAUAUUCAAUGGUAAAAGCCGAUAAUCUACUUAUUAAUAAUUAUAUAUGGGUACAAUCUCCUAAUAAAAAUAUAACUCAUAGAUAUUUAGUAGGGACAGUUGUUGGAUUUUCUGGAAAUAAGAUAUGUGUUAAACUUGAAGAAGGAGAAGUUGAAGUUGAAAAUUCUUUAUGUUUUAAUUAUAAUGUAGGUGUAGAUCCAUAUCAAAUAAAUGAUCUUACUAAAUUAGCACAUACUAAUGAAGCUUCUGUUUUAUAUAUUUUAAAUGAAAGAUUUAAAAAGGAUUUAAUUUAUUCUUAUGUAGGAAGACUUCUCAUUGCAGUAAAUCCAUUUAAAAUGAUUAGUGGGCUUUAUGGAAAGGAAAAUAUACAAAAAUAUAAAAAAGCAGAUUAUAGAUUUGGUUUACCAAGUAAUUUACCACCACAUACUUUUGCUAUUGCUCAAAAAUCAUUGCAACUAUUAGAAUCUCAAAAAUCAAAUCAAUCAUGUAUUGUUACAGGGGAAUCUGGAGCAGGUAAAACUGAGACAGCUAGACAAUUAAUGAAUUAUUAUGCAUUAGUAGGUGAAAAUAUAAAUAAUAAAGUUCAAGACGUUAUUUUAGGAGCUAAUCCUUUAUUAGAAGCACUUGGAAAUUCUAAGACACUACGUAAUAAUAAUUCAAGUCGUUUUGGAAGAUUUAUUAAACUUUGUAUAGAUAAUUCAAAAGGUAUUACUGGAGGUUGUAUAUCAAGUUAUAUGUUAGAAUUAAGUAGAAUUGGUCAUCAAAUAGAAAAUGAAAGAUCUUAUCAUAUAUUUUAUCAAAUUUUAAAGUAUUAUAAAUUAGAACCAAAUAUUUCAAAAUUUAAAUUUAGAGAAAUCAGUUGGUAUAAAUAUUUAAAUUCUUCAAAAUGUUAUGAUGUUGAUACAAUAGAUGAUGUUAAGGAAUUUUCUUUAAAUGUUUACCCCCAGAUGGAAAGAAUUCUCUCUAAAAAGGAAGAUAUAGAAGAACUUAUUUGUUUAUAUUCAGGAAUAUUACUAGUUGGUAAUAUAGAAUUUGAUGAGCAUGAAGCCAUGGGCACAGAUAAUGCAGCAUAUAUUAAAUCUCAUGAUAUAUUUGAUGAUAUUUCAACUUUAUGGGGGGUAGAUAAGAAAACUUUUGAAGAAUUAAUUUUAACAAAUAGUAUUGACAUUAGAGGAACAAAAGUUACUUCUGCAUUAACUCCAACUAGAGCCUUAGAACAAAUUGAAAGUUGUGCCAAAGAAAUAUAUUUAAAAUGUUUUGAAUAUUUGAUAAAACUUAUUAAUAUUGCAAUUCAAUUUGAUGAAUCAAAAAAUUUUUGGAUUGGUAUAUUAGAUAUAUAUGGAUUUGAAGUUUUUAAAAUUAAUGGAUUUGAACAAUUUUUAAUUAAUUUUGCAAAUGAGAAAUUACAACAAUUUUUUGUACUAUCAGUCUUUGAAACUGAAUUAAAAGAAUAUGAGGAUGAAUUGAUUGUACAUGAUGAUAUUAAAUAUGAAGAUAAUGCAUCUCUUGUUCAUUUAUUUGAUGGGAAGGGUGGAUUAUUUGAUUUAUUAGAAGAGGCAUGUUUAUUAGCAAAUAGUACAUAUGAAAAUUUCACAAAUUCCUGCCAUAAAAUGUGUAAGAAUAAAACUGGUUAUUUGUUACCUAAAGGUUCAGUUGAAGAUAAAUUUAUAAUUGAGCAUACAGCAAAAACAGUAGAAUAUACAACUAAAGAAUUUGUAAUAAAGAAUAAACAUCGUUUAAGACCAGAAAUUAUUGAAUUAUUUAAACAAUCUAAAAAUAAUAUUAUAAAGAAGUCAUUUGAAAAUGUUGAAAUUAUAAAUUCAAAUAAACUUAAAGGUAAAUUUGUUGCAAAUAUAUUUAAAAUUUCAAUUGAUGAAUUAUUAAAUAUAUUACAUUCUACAAGUGCACAAUUUAUUAGAUGUAUAAAACCUAAUGAGAAAAAAGUUGCUGAUCUAAUUGAGCCUGAUAUGGUUGUUGAUCAGUUACAGAGUUUAUCAAUAAUGGAAGCUAUUUUAUUAUUACAAAAAGGUUACGCAUAUAGAGAAACAUUUGAAAAUUUUAUAAAAGAGAAUAUGAUAAUAAUGAAAUUAUUAGGGCAGAAUAUUUAUAACGAAUCUUCUGAUCCUAAAGAACAAUGUAUAAAAGCUAUGAAAAGUAUGAAAAUACCUGAAAAAGAAUGGCAAAUAGGUAAAACAAAAAUAUUUAUUAAGAAAGAUGGUUGGUUAGCAGUGGAACGUUAUUUUAGAUCAUCUAUUAAGAAGUUAUUACCUAUAGUUGAAUGCUUGGUUUCAAUAUAUAGAAUUACUACAGUUAGAGAAAAAAUGUUAAAUAGAGUUUCAAUGUUAAUUCGAUGUCAAAGUCUAGCUAAAACAUAUAUUAAGACUAGAUUUUUAAUUCAACGCAAUAAGCUUGUAAAAACUUUUAUUGGAAUUGUAUUAUUAAUGAAUACAUCAAAAAUUGUAAUUCGUUGUGAAAAAGCUGCAUUAAAAAUACAAAAAGUAUAUAGAGGAUAUAAAGUAAGAGCUAGUGUUAAUAAUGAACUUAAGAAGAAAAUUGCUGGUAAAAAAAUAUAUAAGCUAAUUAGGAGUUUAGUUAUUGCAUUAAGGAUUAAGAAGAAAUGGAUGAAUGUAAUAAUAGCAAUAAGAUCAAAUAGGGCUGCUUCACGUUUACAAAAAGCUUGGAGAAGAUAUAGAAUUAAUAAGUUUAUUAAAGAAUUAAAAAAAAAUGUUAUUCAACAAGUAAAAGCUUUAAAAAUCCAAUCUUGUUGGAGAUAUUAUUAUUUACGUAAAAUAAUGUUACAUUAUAUUAAAAUUGCAGUCCCUGCUAGAAAAAUUCAAAGUUUAUGGAGAGGAUAUUGGGUAAGGAAAUAUAUGGUUCAUGCUGCAGAAUUUGAUAAAAUUAGAGAUAAAUUAAGAAAGGUACAUUAUAUAAUAAUUAUUCAAAGUAUGAUACGUCGAUAUUGGAUUUUAGCACAUUUAGAACAGUUAUAUUGGUCUGCCGAUUUCUUACAACCUAUAAUUCAUUCAAAAUUAACUAGAGUAUAUUGGAAAAAACUUAAAAAUUCUGUAAUUUGUAUUCAAAGUUGGUGGAAAGGUGAUAGAGUAAGACAAAUUAUUCGAGAAGAAAGAUUAAAUGUAUUAUUAAUGUCAGAAAGAGUUCGAACUCAAUAUCUUACCCGUUGUGAAUGUAGAAAUGUUUUAGCAUGGGAUAUUGAACGUAGGAAUAUGAAUAGAAUUAUUAUUGGUUCAUCUAAAGAAAAACCCCCACAGGAAGGAUUACAAGUUAUCCAAAUAGUAGUUGAUGUAGAUAUAUCAAGAGAAUAUCCUGUAGGAUGGAUGGAAGGAUUAAAAGGACUAAAUUUUAGUGAAAAUUAUAUAAAAGAUAUUGCUAUUGGAGGUUUUCAUACAGUUGUUUUAACAGGAAGUGGAAAAGUCUAUACAUUUGGUAUGAAUGAUAAAGGACAACUUGGAGUUGGUAAAAAUUCCAUAGAACUAUUAGGUCGUGCUAUUAUAAGACUUAAUAAUCCAUUACAAUUAACAAAAAUAAAAUCUAUUUCUUCUGGUAUAGAUCAUUGUAUAGCCUUAUCAACUAGUGGGAUGAUUUAUUGUUGGGGAGCUAAUGAUUAUGGACAAUGUGGAUCUAAUGUAAAUAAUACAUAUUUAAUUUCUCCAACUAUUAUUACAUUACCUUCUAAUUCAAAAAAUACAAUAUUUACGUUUGCAGAAGCUGGAGGAUUCCAUUGUGUUGCAAUAACUUCAGAAAAUAAAAUUCUUGUUUGGGGAAGAGGAUUUGAUCUUGGUCUAGAAGGUGUUAAUGGAUCAAUUUUUACACCAAUGCAAUUAAAUUCCCCAAAUUUACAGAAAUUAGGUAAUAUUAAUUCUUUACAUUGUGGAUUAGCCACAACAUUCCUAUUAGGGGUAAAUGGAUAUAUUGCAGUAUUUGGAAGAUCAACUUAUGGUAUUUUAGGUUUGGGAAGAGGAGUUUACUCUACAAAAAGACCAAAAAUUAUUACAAGUAUUUGUCGUGUAAUAGAUUUGUCUGUUGGAUACAAUUUUGUAUUAGCAGUUACUACAGAUGGAAAUGUAUAUCAAUGGGGUCAAAUUCCUGUUUGGAAUCCAUUAUUAGAAAGGCCAGUACCAACUAAUUUUUAUACUCCACAAUUUGUAAAAUUAAAUUCGAAUAAUAAUCCUGUACUUCAAGUCCAAGCUGGUUGGUGGCACUCUGUUAUAAGAAUGAAGAAUAAUUUAUUAUUAAGUUGGACAUUCUUAGAAAAUAAUAGCGAAGUUUUAUAUAAAAAUUCUAAUAAACAGGCAAAAAUGAAAAAUAUAUCUGAAAAUGUUAUUAAACCAGUUAUCUUUAAGCUUGAACUAGCAGAAGGUAGAUGUACUAAAACUAUCCAUGUGGUAUCAUCACCAUCUAUAACAGUAGUAUUAAGAUCUGGUCCUGAUCAUUAUAAUAAAGAUAUUAUUGGAACUAAAGUUUACCAUAAAUAUCUCAUAAAACAAGGUUAUACUGGUACAGAAAUUCCUUUACAAUCUAAAUUAAAAUAUGAUAGUGUUGAUGAAUUAAGUGAUGAUUUAGAAAUAUAUAAAGAUAAAUCAACUAAUGAAUCUUGGGAAAUAUUUAAUAAAAGUUGUAAAUUACUUGAUAUUUUUGAAAGUUCUCCUUAUCCUGCUUUAAAAAAUAGACAAGUCCCAUUUAUUAUAGAUGAUAACAGCUCUGCUAAAGCUUUAAAUAAAGCAAAGAUUAAUUUAAUAAAUGUUCAUACGAGUGUGAAAUCAUCUGCAAUAGGAUCUAAAAAUAUCCAAUUAAAUGGAAGUAGAUAA